AUGCCGACCAGAAAAUUAGCUAAGUGGCAAAUGUUGCUGAGUGAGUAUGAUAUUGUGUAUGUGACUAAGAAGGCGAUAAAAGCACAAGCUUUGGCUGAUCAUAGGCAAAAUAUACCGUUGAUGAAGAGUAAAGGUAUUGGAGCAGUCUUAGUGUCAGAGUAUAGUCAACACUAUCCCAUGGCGGCUAAAUUCCGAUUUAAUUGCACGAACAACAUGACCGAAUACGAAGCUUGUAUUCUUGGUUUGAGAAUGGCCAUUGACAUGAACAUCCACAAGAUAUUGGUGAUUGGAGAUUCAGAUCUAUUGAUUCAUCAGGUUCAUGGAGAGUGGUCCGUGAAGAACUCGAAUAUUAUACCUUACGUACAGUAUGUACAGAAGUUGUGCAAAAGAUUUCACGAGAUCGAGUUCAGACAUACUCCCAGAACACAAAAUGAGUUGGCCGAUACUCUUGCCACCAUCGCUUCAAUUAUUAAAUAUCAAGAUACUGAUUAA
Molecule: messenger RNA, 492 nt
Organism: Solanum lycopersicum (tomato)
Lineage: Eukaryota; Viridiplantae; Streptophyta; Magnoliopsida; Solanales; Solanaceae
Source: RefSeq, a predicted model, not a curated record